This is a messenger RNA of Sardina pilchardus (European sardine), 5865 nucleotides long. RefSeq names its product Rho GTPase activating protein 36 (gene arhgap36). The coding region runs from base 431 to 2389 and encodes 652 amino acids. The record is from RefSeq and is a predicted model, not a curated record. Lineage: Eukaryota; Metazoa; Chordata; Actinopteri; Clupeiformes; Clupeidae. Gene Ontology annotation, biological process: signal transduction. The transcript has 13 exons.
CUGCUGCAGCAGCAAGACACUGGCUUUUAUCAGGACUCACACAGACACACACACAGACACACACACACACACACACACACACACACACACACACACACACACACACACACUCAUACAUUUGCACAUGCACCACCCGCUCCAGGAAGUGCUCAACAUCAAGCCAGAGGAACAACAGUGACCUGUGAGAGCCAGAAGCACAUGCAGGCAGCUCUCCUCUCUCUGCGCUCUCGGCUCUAAACGGAUGGGACUCUCAUGUUUAAAUAUUCAGAGAAACGCAGACUGAAAAGUGCUACCAGGAAGGAAGCGAAGGUGGAUUUUGAUCUUAGCGCUUAAGAGCUCAGAUCCUGAAAGCUGACAACAAGUGCAAGGGAGGUCAGACAUAGGAAGAGAGAGAAAGAGAGAGAGAGAAAAAGAAAAAGUUUGCUCUGUUAUGGUUUUAUUCUACGUGGGAUCGGAUGGACCCCCGUCUAGAAUGAUGCAGAUAGAAAAUCCAGUCCGCCAGGACAUGCAGUUCUACUAUAUGGGUGACCACACGUGGACCACCAUGCUGGGCCAGAGCGUGAAACUGCAGCCGGUGCCCAUCCAGAGUCUGUCGGAGCUGGAGAGGGCCCGACUACAGGAGGUGGCCCUCUACCACCUGGAGGAGCAGGAGCUCGACUUUAAGAUCACCAUUCCCAGAGAGACCCGCAAGAGGAGGAAGUCACUCAGGAGAAAGUUUGAUUCAUUCUCUAAAGAGAAGAAAGAACGAGAAAUGGUUCCGAAGGCCUUUGGUCUGCCCCUCUGGCAAGUGAUCGCGAAUGAUCGGGCGCAUAAACAGCGGCAGGAUGCGCUGAAGGAGAGCCGGCGUGACUGUUUGGACUUGGAGGCCAGCGUGAUGCGCUUCCGCGCGGAGAAGCGCCAGCACUACGGCAAUCCGUCGCUCAACAGUUUGUUGCCCACACCUGGCGCGGCGUCGUCCUCAGCGCUGGAGAUAAGCAACAAGCCACUCUCGCCCACGUUCCUGGACAACACCUCCAGAGUGCAUCGCAGGGGCGGCCUGUCUGUCGACUCCAUCUCAGACUUGGUGGACAGCCAAUCCAGGCUCCUGGAGGCCCUGCAGCUCUCCCACCCGAACGAACUGGACAUCAAGAAGGCCGCCGCUGGUCGAACCCAGACCAAACUCAGCCUCAAUCCAAUUUAUUGUCAGGUGCCACGCGUGGUAGAACGCUGCUGCAAACACAUAGAGACCCACGGCCUCCAGACAGUGGGGAUCUUUCGAGUUGGCAGCUCAAAAAAGAGAGUUCGGCAAUUGCGCGACGACUUUGACAGCGGUGUGGACGUCGCGCUGGACGAGGAGCACAGUGUGCACGACGUGGCCGCUUUGCUGAAGGAGUUCCUGAGAGACAUGCCAGAUCCACUGUUGCCGCGGGAACUCUACAGCGCCUUCCUGCACGGCAACAUGCUCAGAGGGCCGGACCAGCUGAGUUAUUUACAGCAGUUGCUGUACCUGCUGCCGCCGUGCAACUGUGACACCCUCCUGCGUCUGCUCACCCUGCUGCACACGGUGCAAGAGCACGCACAGGACACCACAGGACCUGACCAGCAAGAGGUCUUGGGCAACAAGAUGACGGCAACCAAUCUAGCUGUGAUCUUCGGGCCGAACCUACUACAAAACGACAGAGAGCUAAGCUCCCAGGGCCUGGGCAUUGAGGACAGUGCAGCUAUAAUCUCAGUCACCCUCUACCUCAUCCAGAACUACCAGCGUCUCUUCACGGUGACAGCUGAGCUCCAGCAGGAGGUGCUGAUGAGCCUCAUUCAGACGGACCCCGACAUCAUUGACUACCUUCUGCGCAGGAAACUCAGCGGCAGCUCUCUGACCGUGGAGAGCGAAGGUGGAGGUGGGCAGCAGGACAUCCAGACGCUGGACUUGGUGGAGCAGAUGAGCGGGGACUUUUCCCCUCUGGAGCCCCCGUCGCCCCUCUUUCCGGACACCUCGGGGGGCGGAGGAGCCAGCCUGACCAGCGAGGUCUUCCUCAACGUGCUGCGGCUCAACACCAGUAGGAAACGUUCCUCUGGAUGUCCUGGGAAGUCCAUCGGUCACAUGCGGCAGUUUCACUCGCACCACAAUCUGCUGAGUCUGGCGCAGCCCUCCCAGAGAGACGACCUGGGCUCCCCGGAGCACCGGCCAGGGGACGGGCCGGCCGGCGGCUCGGGCGAGGGCCUCCACUUCAGCCUGGGACUGGAGUGCAGCGGCUCCUUCCUCCAGAGCUCCACGGAGAGCAGCGUAUGGGUGCGGCAGGCGGGCCAGACGCCGUCCAGCAGCACGACGUCGUUAGAGGAGAGCAAGCCGCCCACCAACUUCUGGGACUUUUUCACGGGCAAGGUGUCCGGCUCGGAGACUUUAGUAUGACAUAAUGGAGACUGGUGCCAUAGUGACCACCCUGUGCUAUAGUGACCACCCUGUGCCAUAUUGACCACCCUGUGUCUGAACUUGUGUUUGACCCUACCCUCCAUCCAUUCCUUGACCGCAUACAUUUGUGUUUUAUAUUUGUUAGCAGUGUGUAUGUAGGCAUGAUCAUAGUGCAGUGUAAUCAUGCCAACUUUGAUCCCUUUCGCUUUUUUUGAUGUUCUACCUUAUUGGGUCUCAUUUAUGAAACUUUAAAAAUACGCUACACAAUUGUGAUUGACAGAUCCUUCUAGAAAACAACUCUCCACAGAACUUGCCACACCAGCAUUCUCAGAAUGAACGUGUCAACGAAUGUCAAUUAUUUCGAGAGGGUUAUAUCUUAACCUGAUCGUUCUCACUAGCACUGAUGAUACCAUCAGCUACUCACCGCUUCCUGUGCUCUGACGACAGUGAGCACAGAGAACCAGGAAGCUAGUCGUUGGCGGACAUUUAACGUUUUAUCGAAUCAAUCUGUUCCUCCGCUUGUAUUUCAUGAAUGGGACCCAUGUCUAGACCCUGUGCGCAGAUCGUUGAGUGACUGUAGGAAGUGGUUUCUGGAUGAAUGUUGCUGCCGCCUAUAGUUUGUGCCAACAAAAACAGUUAUAGUGUAAGGAAGCACCUUUUUUCUGCUCCCACUUUACUGAACAAAGAAUGUUUUGAAAAGAUAUUUUGAAAUUUGGGUCAGAUUUCAGAUAAAAUGUUUCUAUUGUGCCUAUUGUUUAGUUCGAGCAAACCCUAAAUAUUAGGAUAUUUGGAUAAAUGGAAAGGUGCUAAACCUGUCCUCUUAUCCUGAUAAGCUCAAAAAUCGUCACAUUUGGAAGUGCGAUGAGAGAAUUUUAGCCACAGAUCCUGUUGUGUAUAUUUGAAUCAUGUAUUUUUAGCACACACAUAUUACUGCAUAUGUUUAUAACUGUUCAGUUAAGAGGACCUUUACACUUGCAUACAUUGAAGACCUGCUCGCUCUCUACUGCAUUUAUAAUAUCUUCCAGAUUGAUUUUAUGCUAUAGGUUGAAUAUAAGGCCAACAGGGUCCCUGUGGGAUAGCUGCAGAGUCACUACGUUCUUAGAUGAGAACCUAGAAUCUAAGAUGUGGCCAUCUGUGUUCUAAGAUGUAGUCAUCUGUGUAUUGUGUGAAACUGAUGCCAUCAUAGUCCAAAUUAUUUUCCAUUCAGCUAAUGAGCAGUAAGUAUUAUCUACUUAACAUAAUUUAUACUGUUGCGUGACCAGCGCAGCAACAGGAAAAACAUACAUGCACACGACAAUUCUAUUCAGUUUUCUCAAAAUAAGAAUGUGCAUUUGUAGGAUUGAAAAUUGUAUUUGUUGUGCAAAGUAUUGGUUUCAUGUUAAGUGUAAACAUUUCACAAAGCUUUGCUUUCUUAUUUAUGAUUUAUCCACACACAUACGAUAUUGGCAUCAUUUUCACUCUACAAACAUGGCUCACACAUAAUUGUUCUGAAGUGAAAUGCAAGAGAGCCGCCAUGUCCAUGUAUUAAACGUGACAUUCACAAGUUUUCAAAUUAAUGUCUCCUGUUGGGCUUCCAGGGGAAUGAGGGGAUCAUCACCUGAUAGACGUUUUUUUUCUUUUUUUUAAAGUGGGACCAGACACCCAAAAAAACAAAACAUUAUAUUAUUUUCAAAACAAUACCACAAUGAUAUUCUGUAGGUAGCUUUCAGUUAAUAUUGGAGCAGGCUUCAAAGAUGCACAAUAUAUUGUACAUCCAGCUAAGAAACUAGGGGGUAUUGUACGUGGUUUAGUGACAGACCUGAGUAGGUUUCUACUGCACAAGUGGCUUGAUCAAUGGACAUCGUUCAAAUGACUCUGUACGCUUGGAUAGUCUUUCAACCAAUCAGAACAAUCCAGUGCGUCUUUUGGAUAAGCUAGUUUGUGAUUGGACCCAAAGGUUGUGGACAGGAAGCAGAGGAGAUAGAUGUGCAGGUUUCCAGCCUGAGAAAAAUCAAAAUUUGCAUGCAGGUCUAGCAGGGUUCACCCAGCCUAAGGUUUGCCCCUUACUCUUGCCAAUUUACCCAGGUUUGUCACUAAACCACGUACUGUACUUGGAAUACCCCCCUGGUCUGCGGAAAGGGAAAUAAAAUCCAUUAGCUAUUGGUCUACACUACACAGCCCUUCACUCCUCUUGCAAACCAGACUUACUUGCUGCUGUAACUUGCUAAAUAGCUUGACACGUUAAUUUGCUUCCAGGCACAUUGGUUGCCCGCCGCCAUCAGGGCUGUCAACAAGAUUAAGCGCAUGCACUACAAAGUCCGUCAUACUCCAUGGACAGGCUGAGGCCGGGACCAUGUGAUCCCGUGUGUCCAUGUCCACUUAUAGACAUGCAAAGAAUUGCACAGAAAAAAAAAUGUCCAUCACUCGGAAAAGCCCACCUUUGCCACACCUCUUCGCCAACCAGUCUCAAUGUGAGAAAAGCUGAUAACAUCACAUGCAUUUUUAAGAAUGGAAGGACACAGACGGGAGACCCCUAAAUAUCUGAGAUUCGGGGGCAAGUUGCAAGUUCUCUGCCUGUUGUCUCAAACAUCACAACAUGGUGCACAGCCUGGUGGGUGCUGCUGGAACUCUGAAGUACAUUUAAGGUACACCAGGGGGAGGUGUUUAUCUGCAAGAGACUGUCCAACUUAAAUUGUACUUUUUUUUUUCUCGAAUUUUUAAGUUUCGAUGCUCGAUGUCUGGAUCUGUGUUUAUGUUAAAACUUAAUUAGUUAGACUUUUUACAACCUUUUGUAUAUAUGGAACUAUGAACACAGAUAUAAAUAUAAGCUUAACCUACAAUGAAAUGUUUAUUGUUUUUGUAAAUACUUUUUUUUUAUGCGGGAAAAAAACAUAACUUGCGGAACACACAGUAACCUACAAGUGAAUAUUUGUAUGCUAAAUGUGUUGCCAUUCACAGGAAAAGUAAAAAUGUAUGUUAUGUUGACAUCUUGCACAUGUUCGGAAAGACAAGCAUAUCCCAGGAAUUAAGAGAUCAAAUAAGCUGCACUUGUUUGUAGUUUUGAGUGCAUGUGACUGUACCCUAUAGAGAAGUAAGGAACCACCCCAAAUCCAUUCCAAACUUGCUUGUGGUACUGAUUUAUUAGGAGGCAGGAGAGCAUAUCCUGUCCUCAACCACAUCAUUUUCCCAACCAACCAACCAAAAAAAAAAAUAAGUAAAAUGCAAAACAUGGAACAAAAAAUGGAGGGAAAUGUACGUAGCAAGUAGCCAAAAUUAACCAUUUCCAAGUAGUACAGCUUUCUCAAAAGUGCACUUUUAAAUAAGUCAGGUACUGGAAUUGGUUAUGUUACAAUGUCUAUAAUAGGAAGGAAUAGACACGUGGAACGGUCUCUCUCCAAACUUCUGACAGUGCAUGACUGUUUGUCUGACUUACUCGUUUAUCAUGUAUUAACCUUUUUAUUUUGUAACUGCUCAAGCAAUAAACCACAUCAAAUCAA